AUGGCCACAGAGCCUCCAGUGGAUGACAGCUGGAUUUAUGACUAUGAGAAUGAGACAAAAGAGUCUUGCCAUCCUGAGGAGUUACCCCAUGCCCGUUGGAUCCUCUCUACCCUGUACUCCAUGUUUUUUGUGAUUGGACUAAUGGGCAAUAUAGUGGUGAUCGUGGUGGUGUCCAGGCGCACCUCGCGACGAGCGGACACCUUCAUUCUGAACCUUGCUGUCUCUGACCUGACUUUUGUCCUCACCCUGCCUUUCUAUAUAUACUCAGUGGCACCAGAAGGAUACUGGAUCUUUGGAACGUUCCUUUGUCAAGCAAGUGGGUUUGCCAUCGCCGUCACCCGUUGUGCCAGUUCUCUUCUCAUGGCCAUAAUGAGCAUUGACCGUUAUGUUGCGGUGAUAAGGGGAACAAAGGUGCACCCCCUGCGGACACGAACCUGCUCUAUUGGGGCUUGCUGUGUGAUCUGGGCUGUGUCGAUCCUUGUUGGAUGCCCAUCACUAAAGACUCGGGAUGUCAACAUCGAGACCUCAACUUGCAAGGAUUCCGAUGACUCAACCGUCAGUUUAGGCUUUAGAAUUGCAGUAACUUUCCUGACAUUUGUGUUUCCAUUUUCUGUUGUGGUUUUCUGCUACUGUCGCAUGGCCAAAUACCUGUGGAACUAUUUUGGCAGGCAGGUAAAAAAGUUAUCCAGCCAGAGGAAACCCCGGAGUCGGCACAGCUGGUUACGUAUUGUGACUUGUGUUGUUGGAGCUUACUGCUUUUCCUGGCUUCCGUAUAACACCCUAAACACUUUGUUGCUGAUGGAUAAGCUUGUUGCUUACAUACCCUGUUCAGCACGGGUGGCUAUAGAGCAAGGACGAGAUGUUGCGUCUGCCCUCGCCUUUGCCAACAGCUGCACCAACCCCCUCAUCUAUGCUCUCCUGGAUGUUGGCUUCAGACGCCGGGCACAACUGGCCUUGCCAAGGCUAUUGCAUUCUUGUCGUUCAUUAUUGUCUACUGCUAGUUUAACCAUGCCAACCAUGAGCGCUAGUGUGGAAAGUACCAGCACCUACACUGGAAAUAAAUGA
Molecule: messenger RNA, 1065 nt
Organism: Rana temporaria (common frog)
Lineage: Eukaryota; Metazoa; Chordata; Amphibia; Anura; Ranidae
Product: probable G-protein coupled receptor 25
Exons: 1
Coding region: 1-1065 (354 amino acids)
Biological process (GO): immune response; G protein-coupled receptor signaling pathway
Cellular component (GO): membrane
Molecular function (GO): G protein-coupled receptor activity
Source: RefSeq, a predicted model, not a curated record